This is a messenger RNA of Coccinella septempunctata (seven-spotted ladybird), 1123 nucleotides long. RefSeq lists its product as uncharacterized. The record is from RefSeq and is a predicted model, not a curated record. The coding region runs from base 370 to 966 and encodes 198 amino acids. NCBI's taxonomy places the organism in Eukaryota, Metazoa, Arthropoda, Insecta, Coleoptera, Coccinellidae. The transcript is spliced from 3 exons.
CGUAACGAAUCGAUAGCUUAGCUCGGUUCGGUAUUCUGUAAUGACAUUCGGCAAAAGUCGUAGCUGCCGAAAUUGAAACCGAUCUCAUGACGAUAACGCGAAAUCAAAGGUCGCGUCAUCAUAACGAAAAGCCCGACGAUGCCUCCAAUUGGUUGGAUAAUGUCAAGUGGCUAACUCAGAAAUGUCAGAUUUUUGAAAAUCUACAUUUGAGUAAUCUCAAAUUUCAAAAUAAGAAGCAGAAAAAAGAACGAAAAGAAGAUUAUUCACACUAGUAUUCAGGAAUAGAAGGUUGGAAAAAAAAAGUAUAUUUAUAAGCGCUUUUAUGGUAUAAUUAUUCAUUAAUUAUUAUUGUUCCUUUGAAAUAUAAGAAUGGAUUCAGAGAGAAGGCCGAAAACGAACCCGUUGCAGUGGUCAACAUUUUUGGACUUCGCGGAAGUCCAUCCAGAAAUUAUUACUAAGAAAUUCAACUGCUUGAACGGCAGAAAAAAGUAUGAGGAGAAAUGGAAAGAAAUUUCCAAUAUUCUUAAUAGCAUGGGGUAUCAGAGCAAACCCGUAGAAAAAUGGCAAAAGGCUGUUUCGGACUGGAGGUCCAAAGUUAAAAGCAAAGCAGCCACCAUCAAAAAAGAGAUGGGAAAAACAGGUGGAGGUGGUCCUUCCAGCAGUCUCAAUGAGAACGAGUUGAGACUGCUAGCAAUAAUUGGGGAAACCUCAAUUAGAGGCGUAACGCAGGAGGAAAUUGGAAUUAUUCCAGAAGAAAGAAACUUGCUAUCUUGUUCAUCAGAAGUUCCAGUUAAUGAAGGACAGAAGGAGCAGGUUUCGGUAAUUCCACCUCCACUUAUACCAUUAUCGAGUGCUGGUGGAGAAAAGAGGAUGGCAGAGGAUGUUCCCGAAAAUGAUUCAAAGAAAAGAAAAUGCAGGGAAAAGGAGAAUGACAUAAAGAGCUUGAAGAAACUGCAUGCAGAGUAGUUGGCGGCAAUGCAAGAAAUUUCAAAGCAUUUGGGUGCACUGGUAGAGACCACCAAAGUGUUAACCAAGACAAACCUUAGAUUAAUUGAGCUUCUGGAGAAAAAGAAAAGUUAGCCAUAAAUGUUCUAAUUAAAUAAAUUUUCUUUUAUCUUGUUGA